AUGACCACUCGAGACGGGUUCUAUCUCCAAAAUGACAACGACUUACUCCAGAAGGGCCUGAGAUGUGCGGGAGCCAUUAAUCCGCCAACGAACGUUAGUGGUAAGAGAUCACGAGUCUACGAUGUCAUCGUCGUUGGUGCCGGAUACUCUGGAUUGACUGCCUGCCGGGAUCUUUGCAUAGCUGGGUUCAAUGUCCUCUUGCUCGAGGCUCGUGAUAGGAUCGGUGGACGAACCUUCACGGCAGAAGUCGACGGUCACUUGUACGAGAUGGGUGGGACCUGGGUCCAUUGGAACCAGCCCCAUACCUAUCGAGAAAUGUCCCGCUAUGGCCUGACUGAGCUGUUACUCAGUCACGACAAAUCUGUUGGUGUUAACUACUAUACGGCGUUGCUAAAUGGCAACCGUCAGAUCAUUGACCAUGAGAAAGCGCACGCGAUGACCGAGAAAGCCUUCCGAAAGCUCUGCGACGUGGAUGGUAAGCUGGGACGAGAGGUCAUGCCGUUGCCGCAUGAUCCGCACUUCAACCCCAAGGUCAAGGCAUGGGAAAAGAUGUCGGUCGCUCAGCGGCUGGACCAGAUCCGACAUGAUGUCACCGAGGAUGAGAUCACCCUCCUCCAAGCUCGCCUGUCUUCCAUCUAUGGCGCUGAUAUGGACAAGGCCGGGUUUUUCGAUGUGCUUAGGUGGUGGGCGUUGGGUGGAUAUACCAUGGAUGGCCUCUACGAGACUGGAGACGAGUUCAAGCUUCCGACUGGGCAGUCGAGCUUCGCACGAUGCUUUUUUGAUGAAGCUCUCAAGACUCAAAAUCUUGCAUACUCGUUCAACACCGCUGCGGAGACUAUCCAAGACAAGGGCGAUCGAGUUACUGUCAAUCAGCAUUGGGAAGCGAAGCGACUGAUUUGCACUCUUCCUCUCAACCUGCUCCAACAUGUCCGUUUCGACCCGCCUCUAGACGCUGCAAAGAUGACGGCGGCCACUCGUCCCGGAAACAUCAACCAUGGUGCAAAGGUCCACCUUGAAGUACAAGGCGACGCACUUCGAUCUUGGUCUUCUGCAUCCUUCCCGGUUACAAGGGCCUGCAGUGCAUUUGGUGACGGCACGACCGCCAGAGGAACCACCCACGUUGUCAGCUUCGGUGUCAACAAGCCAUUCUCAACCCCUGAAGAGGAUGCUAGAGACUAUGUAGCGGAUUGCAAGAGGUUGCACGACAUGGAUGUCAAGAAGACGAUCUGGCAUAAUUGGAGCACUGAUCCCUACUCGCGAGGCUCGUGGUGCAUGUAUCCGCCAAACUAUAGCUUCCAACACCUUUCUGCGCUGCAGAAACGGCAAGGAAGCAUCUUGUUUGCAAACUCUGACUGGGCCAUGGGAUGGCGCGGAUACAUUGACGGGGCCAUCGAACGAGGCGGAUUGGCCGCCAAGGAGGUUUCCGAAGAAGUCUUCUCGUCCAAGAUUUAA
Molecule: messenger RNA, 1452 nt
Organism: Clonostachys rhizophaga
Lineage: Eukaryota; Fungi; Ascomycota; Sordariomycetes; Hypocreales; Bionectriaceae
Source: the annotation of a GenBank genome assembly